Molecule: messenger RNA, 1944 nt
Organism: Micromonas pusilla CCMP1545
Lineage: Eukaryota; Viridiplantae; Chlorophyta; Mamiellophyceae; Mamiellales; Mamiellaceae
Product: cleft lip and palate transmembrane protein 1
Exons: 1
Coding region: 1-1944 (647 amino acids)
Cellular component (GO): membrane; endomembrane system
Source: RefSeq, a predicted model, not a curated record
AUGGCGUCGUUCCUCACCGCCGGCCGCGUCGUCCACGCGCUGAUCGCGCUCUACUUCGCCGUCCUCGCGAAGCACCUCCACGUCCUGUUCUUCCCGGCGCCGUGCCCGGAGGACGCGCCGAGGUCGUCGUGCGUGGAACCGACGAUCGGCGCGAACGAGACGUACGACCUCUACGUCUACGCGUCGCCGCACUCCACGUGGAAGUCCAAGGCGUUCAUGAGAGACGUGCACGCCCCGCGCGUCGUCGACGCGGAGGGUAACGUCGCGCGCGUCGCGGCGAACGAGGAGGAGGAUGGAGAUGGAGAGGGAGAGGGAGGAGGAAGCGGCGCCGGCGCGGAGGACGAGGACGGCGGCGAUCCGGUCGCGAUCCUGGUGGGCAAACGUCUCGGCGCGCGCGUCGAGGACGCGGUGCGCGUAAACGUAACGCUCCCGGCGAAGGCGUUCGGGACGCGCGCGAACGGGACGAUGUACGCGCACGUGAUGAUGUACCCCGAUCAAGGGAGGACGUUCGCGAGGAAGAGGAAGAAGGGCGAGAGCGACGCGGACUUUGCCGUCGCGGAGGCGGCGCGAGAACGCGAAAACGAGAGGAAGCGGCGUCGACGCGCGCCGACUGGCGGGCCGCUCAGCGUGGCGACCGCGUCGCUGACGAAACAUCUCGUAUACGAUCGCGCGGACGGCGCGAUGCUGCUCGGCGGCGGCGGCGGCGGCGGCGGCGGCGCGAAGACGGAGGAAUCGACGACGACGACGAAACCGACGCCGCGGACGCCGACGACGCAUCUGCGCCCGCGUCUGACGAUUUUCACGCUCAAGUCUCCGCGCGCGUUCCCCGUCGACCAGAUCCCCGGGGACAUGAACCUCGAGUUCACGCAGUCGCCGCAGUAUCGCGGGUACGCCGCGGCGUACCGGCAGCCGAUGCAAGUGGACGACGUCACGAUCCCGCGGCGCGAGUACGUCCCGUUGGACGCGAACGCGUCUCGCGCGGAUCCGACGAUGACGGUGACGAUGCAUCCGUGCCGCGUCGGCGUGUAUCGCCUGUGGCGCCAGGUCGCGGCGGCGACGGAGACGAUGAUCACAUCGUUCGGGAUGACGCGCGGCGACGUAGACGAGGUGAUAGAGAUGUUCACGGCGACGGACUGGAAGUAUAUGAUGAUGAUGUUUCUCGUGUCGGCGUUGCACUCGUGGUUCGCGUUUCUCGCGUUUAAAUCCGACGUCGGCUUCUGGAAACAAAAGAGUAACCUGGAAGGCCUGAGCGUGCGAUCGCAGUGGAGCUCGUUCGUGUGCACGCUGAUCAUCUUUCUGAACCUCGCGGACACCGGUCAGGCGAGCACGAUCAUCCUCGUCGAGAUGGGCGUCGGCGUCGCCAUCGAGGCGUGGAAGGUGUCGAAAUUCCUGGCGCGAGACGGGACGUUACACCGACUGUUCGGCGUCGGCGACCCGCCGGCGCCGAAGACGCAGAUGCAAAAAGACGUCGAGUCGUACGAUAAGCGCGCGAUGUUCGUAUUAUCCCUGACCCUGUACCCCGUCGUCGCCGCGUACGGAGCGUACUCGCUGUUGAAUCACCCGCAACGGAGCUGGCGGUCGUGGGCGCUGCGGACGCUCGCCAACGGCGUGUACAUGUUCGGGUUCAUCGCGAUGACGCCGCAGUUGUACGUCAACUACCGAUUAAAGUCCGUCGCGCACCUGCCGUGGAAGGCGUUCACGUACAAGGCGUUCAACACGUUCAUCGACGACGUCUUCGCGUUCGCGAUCGCGAUGCCGACGAUUCAUCGGCUCGCGUGUUUACGCGACGACGUCGUUUUCUUCGUGUACCUGUAUCAGAGGUGGUUGUAUCCGGUGGACAAGAAGCGCGUGAACGAGUUCGGGCGCGCGUACGAGAAGGACGAGAACGACGAAGAGAAGAAGGAGGAGGAGGGCGACGUCGCGGAGACGAAGAAGGACAAGUGA